UUUGUAUUUGUUCAUUUAAAGAAAGUGCACUAUAUAACAAGCAUCAUCACCACCCUAAUUACAAUAUCUCACAAACAAAUCUGCUGUAUGAUUGUAUGAAAAUGGGUAUUUUACUCUGCUUAUUCUUCCUCUUCUUUUCAUCUGCUUCUGCUACUUGUAAACAAUGUGUCUUCUCAAAAGCUGCUUUCUUUGCUAGCUCUAAAGGUCUUUCUGGUGGAGCUUGUGGAUAUGGUCCUUAUGCACUAGACUUUCAUGGUGGACAUGUUGCUGCUGCACUUCCUUCUAUCUACAAGAAGGGUGAAGGUUGUGGUGCUUGCUUUCAGAUAAGGUGCAACAACAGCGCUAUUUGCAGUACAAAAGGCACUAAGAUAGUAGUUACUGAUGUUCACACUGAUAAGACCAAAUCUACACAAUUCGUGCUAAGUAGCAGAGCUUUUAGGGCUAUGGCUUUACCUGGCAAGGAUCGACAACUCUUACAUGUUGGAAUUGCGGAUGUUGAAUAUAAGAGGGUACCCUGUGUUUACAAAGGUCAAAACUUGGCGAUUCGGGUGGAAGAGUUCAGCAAAUUUCCUAACUAUUUGGCAAUCAAAGUCCUCUACCAAGGUGGUCAGACAUCUAUCUUAGGUGGUGAUGUAGCCUCGGUUGAUAAUCUAAGUAAUUGGGUUUACCUGAGCCAAAACUAUGGGGCAGUCUGGGACACAGACAAUGCUCCAAGCGGGAAACUGGUGUUCAGGUUUAUCAUUAACUCCGGCUUCGAUUCCCGGUACUUCUAUACCAACGAAGGUGUCCUGCCUGCAAACUGGAAGCCUGGUGUGGUAUACAACUCUAGUGUGCAAAUCAGUGAUAUUGCUUUAGACGGUUGCGCUCCUUGUAAAACCUGGAAAUAAACUGAGUAGUGUUGUAUGUCUGGAUAGUUUUUAUGUACUUAUUAGCGUUACCAAUGCUCAAAAUUGUAGCAAAAAAUCCCCAAGUCGUAAGGCUGGCUGGAUUUUUUUUUUUUUUUUCACCAAAUAUUAUUUCUCUUCAUGAUCUUAUUAUAUCUUAACUUAUUGGUUGUGGUUGUGCCUUUGUCAAAUGUAACAUUAGUUUUAAAACACGGAUGAUGGAUUAUAUACUUUUUUUUUUAAGCAAUGGAUUAUAUAUGUUAGAUAAAACUAAACAUAGCUCACCAAAAGUAUCCAAGAAAACAUAUGGGUUGUG
This is a messenger RNA of Chenopodium quinoa (quinoa), 1200 nucleotides long. Its product is annotated as expansin-like A1. The transcript has 5 exons. The coding region runs from base 96 to 887 and encodes 263 amino acids. NCBI's taxonomy places the organism in Eukaryota, Viridiplantae, Streptophyta, Magnoliopsida, Caryophyllales, Amaranthaceae. The record is from RefSeq and is a predicted model, not a curated record. Gene Ontology annotation, cellular component: extracellular region; plant-type cell wall; plasmodesma.